Molecule: messenger RNA, 1413 nt
Organism: Drosophila eugracilis
Lineage: Eukaryota; Metazoa; Arthropoda; Insecta; Diptera; Drosophilidae
Exons: 1
Coding region: 1-945 (314 amino acids)
Source: RefSeq, a predicted model, not a curated record
AUGGAUACUCUGUCACCCAACAACGGCUCCAAGUCGAGCUCCAGCGGCAGUUCGGCGGCCAGUUCCUCAAUGGAUCUGGGCAAGCAGCAGCAGAAAGAGAAGCUGCAUCGUCAUCCAAGGAAUGGGCCCAAAAAGCUAUCCCGCUCCCGGAGUUUGCUGCAGUUGCUCAGCAGACACUUGGGCAGGCAUUUCCAUCAUCAGAAUCACCACAACGAUACGGUCUACAGCAGUCAGGAUGAUAUCAGAAGCAGCUCCACGGAUUCCUUCAGUUUGAGCUACGAACGGGGCAGCCAUGAGUGUCCCAUCAAUGGUUCAUCUCUGGACCUGGAACACACUUCUCGCACGUCGAGCGCCUCAGCUUGCUCCAGAUACUCGCCUGGCUUGGAUUACUACGAUCAGCAGGGACAUAUUUAUGUGGAGGCUGUCUACAGACCAGGCAGUGCCAUGGAGCAACUGCAUCCGCAGCUGCAUUUCGAAGAGGACACCAGCGAGGAGGGCAGCAGUAAUGAGGCGGAGGAUGAGGUGGAGCUGGGCAAUGAUGAGAACGAAAACAGCAAGCCACGAUCUGCAUCAGCCGCGUCCGCCAAGUCCCCGGGACUGCAUCUCAGCCGGAUUUCCAUCUCCUCCUCGGUGAGCCGCAUGCUGCAGCAUUUCUCCAGUCCCACGGGAAAUGUCUCGAUGCGCUCGUUAUCCUGCAGCAGCACUCCAUUGCGACAGCCCAAGAAAUCCCUGUCGCCUAACAAUUCCAACAGCAGCAGCAGUAGCAGCCACUCCGGCUCCAGUUCCAAGUCCUCCGGUGCUCCUGCCUCCAAGAAGGACAAGAAACAGCAGAGCAUCCUGCGACCGCCAGUCCAAUAUGUCUACAUGAAGGGCAUGUCGGGGCUAUACUCCCGAGUGCCCAGCUAUGCGGUCUGCUAUCCCUACACCCUGCAGCACAUGUACUAAGAAUCGAUCAUACCAAAAAUGUUUAAAAUAAGGGAAAAUAUUCGAGGAAGCUGCAAGCUGGUUGGGGGUCUUGAACAAUAUACUUAGGAAUUUUUAGUGAUGUACGAGUAGUGCCUGAAAAACCGAGAUUUGAGUAGAGAGGAGGAGGAAGACAUGGGGGUUUACAAAAUACAUAAAGAGCAGCGAACAUAUUUUAUAAAUGUGUCAAAGCUGAGUUCGCAAACAGCCUGCGAACUGGGCCCAAAAUAAGUGUACCUAAAGACAAGCCCCGAAAAUCAAAAAACAGAAACCUAUUUAUGUGCUACGAUAUACACCUUAGAUGAUCUAAUUGUCUUCGGCUAAUUUAGGGACUUUAAGUUUACAAACCGAAAUAAAUUAACUUUAGCUUAAAGUAAAACCAAAACUGUUAUUUAGAAGCCCCUCACAUAUCCUUCUAAAGUAGCUAUUAAAAAAUACGAUUUUGAGCCC